Messenger RNA from Anopheles merus, 1879 nucleotides. It is a transcript of the gene Rpn12, whose product is annotated as 26S proteasome non-ATPase regulatory subunit 8. NCBI's taxonomy places the organism in Eukaryota, Metazoa, Arthropoda, Insecta, Diptera, Culicidae. The transcript has 3 exons. Gene Ontology annotation, cellular component: proteasome regulatory particle; proteasome regulatory particle, lid subcomplex; cytosol. Gene Ontology annotation, biological process: proteasome-mediated ubiquitin-dependent protein catabolic process. The record is from RefSeq and is a predicted model, not a curated record. Bases 725 to 1741 code for a protein of 338 amino acids.
UCCCUCCUAGUCAGUAACGUCCCUGGUCGCUGCCUCGGUACGCCACCCCUUCGUCGAGGUUGGGCUUUCUGGCGAGGGGGAAUUGUUUUGUUUAUCUUCUUCUCAGCAGUAGCGGACCGUCUACGGGUGACGGCGUACUGCGAGCCCGUUUUGACGCCGCUAGAGGUCGCUGACGGCGGUAUUGUGAAAAUGAUAUUCUCACCCUGUUCCGAAAUAUUAUCAAUCAAGCAGGGUUCCCGCGCGAAUGGGCGCCCCUUGUUACGUUUGCAGCUACGCCGACCAAACCCCUCCCUACACCCGGUACGGAAAGGGCAAAUGCUACCGGGACCGUCUCCAAACAGCCAGCAGCAAAGUGAAGGAAGCAAAAUUUAAUCGUUUUUCACCGUCGACCCAUAUCGCCAGGGCCAAAUUGGGACGAAAUCAAGCGCUGUGUGUGUCCGAUGUGCCCUUUGCCGAUGCCACCCGCCACACUCUUUGUUGUGCUGCGUACCGCAACUGGGGUCACGCUUUUUUCCGGCAACUAUUUUUCACGCACCAGCGUACAGACAAAACGAACAGCACGACGCAUCACGCACAAAACCAACGCUUCGAAAUUUGCAAAAGUUGACACUUUUUCUUGUUCGAGCUUCUUCGCGACGUUGCGUGUGUCCAACAAGGUAUAGACAGCGGAAAGUGACGCUGUCAAGCUUUGUGACGCCGUAGCUGCCCCGUCCAAAAUGGCGGAAUGGGCAAAAAUUCCCGACCGCGGUGCGUUUACAGCGCACGGUUCGGUGCUUCACGCGGCGGUGGGCGCUUGCUGUCAACUUUGACACCCGAUGACAGACACAAAAUUUCGACCAAUCAUUCUCGCGGACCGAGAGGAAUCCCACGAAACGCGACAAGAAGGAAAAGCGGCCACAAUUUCGUCCUGCUACUGCAACAAACGUUCCCGUCGUCGCGCAAACGAACAACAAUGGAAAGCACGGUCGCACUGUACAAGCAGCUGAAGACGGAGUGGACUAAAUCUCCGAUCAAUCUGAAACUAUGUGGCACAAUUCUGGACAAACUAAAGGUGGCUCUGGCUGGCAUGUCCUACAUACCGACCGGAAAUGCACAGGCCAACCAGCAGGAGCUGCUGAUCGCACGUGACAUCCUCGAGAUAGGUGUGGAGUACAGCAUCGCCACCAAAAACAUCCCGGCCUUCGAGCGUUACAUCCUGCAGCUGAAAUGGUUCUACUACGACUACAACACACUGAUCGGUGAGUCCAAGAACAAGUACCAGCUGCUGGGAUUGAACUUGCUGUUUCUGCUGUCCCAGAACCGGGUGGCCGAGUUUCACACCGAGCUGGAGCUGCUGCCCGCCGACAUCAUCCAGACGAACGCAUUCAUCCGGCACCCGCUCGCGCUGGAGCAGUAUCUGAUGGAGGGACGGUACAACAAAAUCUUCCAGGCGAAGGGUAACGUGCCGGCGGAAAGCUACAACUUCUUCAUCGACAUCCUGCUGCAGACGGUGCGGAACGAGAUCGGUGCCUGUCUGGAAAGCUCGUACGAGCGCAUCUCGCUCCAGGAGGCGGCCAAGCGGCUGAACCUGAAGUCCAAGGAGGAGGUGAAGCAGUUCGGCGAGAAGAAGGGCUGGAAGUUGAGCCCGGACGGGUUCUAUCACUUCGUGAACGAGCUGGCGAAACCGAAGGAACCGAUACCGUCGCAGGAGCUGGCCGAGCAGGCGAUCAUGUACGCGCGCGAGCUGGAAAUGAUCGUUUAAGGGCGGCUUCUUUUUUUUGUGGUCCGGUGUGCUAGCGUACGUUCGAUAUAGAGGCAACACACACACACACACUCAACGCUGUUAUUUCGAUUCAGUGUCUUUUUCGAUCGGAAUAAAUACUACAACAUAUGUAUUUCA